UCAAAAUGGCGCCCCCGACUUCGUUAGGAGAUGCUCCGAAUGAAUUCAAGCUCAAUGAGCCCCCAGAUGAUGGUAUUUCUGCUGUAAAAUUCAGUCCAACUUCAGUUAACUUUUUAUUGGUUUCCUCUUGGGAUUCGGGUGUCAGGCUUUAUGAUGUCCAGGAAAAUACAAUGCGUUUAAAGUACAACCAUACUAGCGCAGUCUUAGAUUGUUGUUUUCAAGAUGGCGUUCAUUCUUACAGUGGUGGAUUGGACAAAACUCUCAAAAUGUAUGACUUUAAUGCAACCCAAGAACAGAUUGUUGGAAUGCAUGAAGGAGCAAUCCGUUGUGUUGAAUACUGCCAACCUCUAAAUCUCAUCAUCACUGGAAGCUGGGAUAAGUCAAUCAAAUUAUGGGAUCCCAGACAAAAGCAGUGUACUGGAACAUAUGCACAGCCUGAGAUGGUUUAUUCUAUGGGACUUGCUGAUGAAAGACUUGUUGUCGGAACUGCUGGUAGAAGGGUCAUGGUUUGGGAUCUCAGAAACAUGAGUUAUGUUCAGCAGAGGCGAGAAUCAAGCUUAAAGUAUCAAACUAGAUGUAUACGCUGCUUCCCAAACAAACAGGGUUAUGUACUGAGUUCAAUAGAAGGCAGAGUUGCUGUUGAAUUUUUCGACCCAAGCCCUGAAGUCCAAAAGAAAAAAUAUGCCUUCAAAUGCCACCGCAUCAAAGAGAAAGAUAUUGAGCUUAUUUACCCUGUCAAUGCAAUAGCUUUCCAUAAUGUACAUAACACAUUUGCCACAGGAGGUUCUGAUGGAUUUGUUAACAUUUGGGAUGGAUUUAACAAGAAACGCUUAUGUCAGUUCCACAGGUAUCCCACAAGUAUAUCCUCACUGUCAUUUAGUCAUGAUGGUGGUCUUCUGGCCAUUGCAAGCUCAUACAUGUAUGAAGAAGAUGAAAAAGAUCAUCCACCAGACGCUGUAUAUAUUCGCCACGUAUCUGAUGCUGAAACAAAACCCAAGUGAAUGUAUAUACACACCAUAAAUAAUAACCAAAACCAUGACCAUCUAGCAGUCAGUAGACACCUGGGUAAUACAGUCAAGAUCAACUAUUAUACCACGAAUGUCAUUCAGAAGACCAUGGCAAUCAGAAGACCAUCAUUUCAACUGCUUACACCUUCAUAAUUAUUUUAAUUGUACAACAGAGUACUGUAAAAUAUUAAGUUGAUGCUUUUUUAUUGUUUGUUUUUGGCCUAAAAACUGUACAUGUAUGUUUUAGAAAAAUGCUUAUGAUUGGGAUUCCUCUGGUAUCUGAUUACUAUUUUUCCAAUCUCGUUCCCAGGGCUUCUCUGCUUGCUUUUUUCAAAUGGAAAUAGGACCUGGGAACUAGGUUGCUAUUUUCCAAAUCAUCUGAUGGCAAAGGAAUCCCAAAAUACAAACUUAAAUAAUUAAGUAUUUCCAAGGGAAAAAAUGUUACAAUAACGUUGGUCUACCUCGUGAUAUCCCAUGAACUUGUAUGGAUUUUGCAAGGAACGACAAAACUACAAUGUAAUUUUUUUUACUUGUGCAAACUAUGUAUUUCAGUUGUAAAUGCAUAUACUUUUUGAUAUUGAAAGAAUAGCUAUUUGUACCAAUUUAGACUCUGAGUAUAUUAAAUGUUCAUCCACUAUAAGCA
Messenger RNA from Exaiptasia diaphana, 1650 nucleotides. RefSeq names its product mitotic checkpoint protein BUB3. The transcript is spliced from 10 exons. Gene Ontology annotation, molecular function: ubiquitin binding. NCBI's taxonomy places the organism in Eukaryota, Metazoa, Cnidaria, Anthozoa, Actiniaria, Aiptasiidae. Gene Ontology annotation, cellular component: kinetochore; mitotic checkpoint complex; bub1-bub3 complex. The coding region runs from base 6 to 1001 and encodes 331 amino acids. Gene Ontology annotation, biological process: mitotic spindle assembly checkpoint signaling. The record is from RefSeq and is a predicted model, not a curated record.